Messenger RNA from Eupeodes corollae, 969 nucleotides. RefSeq lists its product as uncharacterized. The transcript is spliced from 3 exons. NCBI's taxonomy places the organism in Eukaryota, Metazoa, Arthropoda, Insecta, Diptera, Syrphidae. Bases 92 to 871 code for a protein of 259 amino acids. The record is from RefSeq and is a predicted model, not a curated record.
AAAAAUUAUACCUACGCAAUUAAAUUAAAUAUUUGUUAUUUUAAUGUGUGUUUGUUUUUUUUUUACAUAUUUUUGUUGAAAAAAAUUGAAAAUGUCAAAGGAAAUAGAUUCUCUUGAUUUGGAAUUUCAGUACUAUUGUUCUCUGUUGGAAGAAUUAGUUCGUUUGCUUCCAAAUCGAUGUCAGCAAUUCAUAGCUAACAAAUGGAAUCACAAGCUCACCGAUCCCAUUUACAAUGCAGAACCCUUGCGGGAAAAGAGGAAUCACUAUCUGCUGAUGCUAACUAUUUGUUUGAAUUUGAGAGAAUUGAAACACCCGUUCGAUCGUCCUCCUCCAAGUGGAGUUCUAGAAGAAUUGCAUUCUAUUCAGAAUCCAAACCAAAUUAAAUCAAAUAACAAUGCUAUUUGUCAAAAUGAAAAUCCUUCAAAAGCAUGUGAUAUCCACGAACUCGGUUGUCCCACUGAUGAAGAUAACAUUUCGAAGGUUUUAGAUGAACAGUUCACAUUUCUAAUGAAUUUAGCCAAGCCAAAUGUUGAGAAAUUGUUCAAUUUAUCCGACCGUCACAGAGGACGUGAUUGGAUUAAUUUUCUUUCAUCAAUUGAUACCAAGUGUUUUCAUAUGAAAGGAGUUCGUAAUGACUAUGCUAUGCUUUUGUCUGGAUAUCUUUUGAAUGAUGAACUUUUGGGACCUUUUUUACAAGCACCUAUUCAAAAACUUGUUCCUUUGGGGGAUUUAGUUAAAAUUGUCGAUAUGAAUAAUCACAUGAUAAAUGAUCCGUCUCAUCCGAGAGCGAUGAGGUUUUUGAAAGAUGUCCCACAUCCUACGGAAGGAGCAUUCGCUUUUCUUGCUGUGACGGGUAAUAUUGUUGAUUGAGUAAAUGUAAAGCAAGCAAACUUUUAAAUAUAAAAUGAUUUACAAUUUUGGUAGACGAGUGUCAUUCAUAUUAAACAUAUUGAUAUUUUUCUUCAGGA